AUGCCUCCAUCACUACGCCCACUCGGCCGAGGCCGACACCUACACAUACACACACCAAGAACACCAACACGAUUACGGCAGUAUGCCACCACCACAGACUCCCCUCCGCUGCGCACCGCCCUCUUCUUCCCCGGCCACGGCGUCCAACGCAAAUCCAUGCUCAGCCCAUGGCUCUCCGCCUUCCCCAAAACCUGCAAGCCCUUCGUCGAAGAAAUGGACCACAUCCUGCAAUGCAACCUCUCUACCCUCAUAGAAGAAGGCCCCAUUUACAUGCUCGACAAAACCGAGAACGCCCAGCCCGCUAUCAUGGCCGUUUCAGUCAUGAUUCUGCGCGUGCUGGAGCAAGAAUUCGGUUUCAAGACCUCCGAAGCGAUCGACGUCACUUUGGGCCACAGCUUGGGGGAAUAUGCAGCGCUUGUGGCAGCGGGGUACCUCGACUUCUCCUUCGCGCUGCAACUCGUGCGGAAACGAGGCGAGAUCAUGGGCGAGUGCACGCGUCUCGCCAAGGAAGAAUCUGGCGAUCGCUACGGCAUGAUCGCGCUGGUCUGUGAGCCAGACCAACUAGACGGGCUGAUCAAAGCCGUCCAAGAGUUCCUCAGUCAGGGCAGCGAGGGCGCAAAGGACGACUCCUCCCACCCGCCGGCGAUCAAUAGGGUCAGUAUCGCGAACUACAACUCCCGCAACCAGAUCGUGCUUUCGGGGAGUUUCAACCGCAUCAAGAACUUUGGAGUUGAAAAGCAAUUCGGCGUUCCACAGUCCGAUUAUGGAGCUGCGUAUGAGUAUAUGCGCAAGACGCUUAAGCCAGAGCACGUUACCUGGCCGGGGAAGUGUCCGACUGUGAUGAAUGUAAGCGGGAAGCCAGCGGAGAGCAAGGAGGAUCUGAUGAAUUGCUUGUCGCGGCAGGCGAUUGAGACGGUGUUGUGGUGGGAUAGCAUCAAGUACCUCGAUAGACAAGCGGGGACACGGCGGUGGCUGGGCGUGGGACCUGGGAAGGUGGGGAGGAAUCUCGUGAGCAAGGAGGUGGGGAGGAGUAGUGCAAAGGGCGGAGGGGUGUGGAGUAUCAGCGAUCCGGGGGAGGUGGAAGCGACGUUGAGGGGUCUGGAAGAGACGGCGAAGGAGGCGAAUAGCUGA
Messenger RNA from Cyphellophora attinorum, 1131 nucleotides. Its product is annotated as Malonyl CoA-acyl carrier protein transacylase. The transcript is spliced from 2 exons. The record is from RefSeq and is a predicted model, not a curated record. Gene Ontology annotation, molecular function: [acyl-carrier-protein] S-malonyltransferase activity. Gene Ontology annotation, cellular component: mitochondrion. Gene Ontology annotation, biological process: fatty acid biosynthetic process. NCBI's taxonomy places the organism in Eukaryota, Fungi, Ascomycota, Eurotiomycetes, Chaetothyriales, Cyphellophoraceae. The coding region runs from base 1 to 1131 and encodes 376 amino acids.